Gallus gallus (chicken) is the source of this 554-nucleotide messenger RNA. It is a transcript of the gene SMIM4, whose product is annotated as small integral membrane protein 4. The record is from RefSeq and is marked validated. The transcript is spliced from 3 exons. Lineage: Eukaryota; Metazoa; Chordata; Aves; Galliformes; Phasianidae. Bases 97 to 315 code for a protein of 72 amino acids.
ACACGGCGCCGAGCGCGUCCUUCCGGCCCGCCGUCCCGGGGUGGCGCGGGGAGCGCCCCCGUGCCUGCCCUCCUUUUGGUAGGUGACCCCCCGGCCAUGCUGGUGAGCCGGCGGCUGAAGCGCCUGCUGCGGUUGGUGCCCGGCCGGGAGCGGCUCGGCGCGUACCGCCUGCUGCCCUUCUUCUUCGUUCUCGGCGGGGCCAUGGAGUGGUUCAUGAUCAACGUCCGCAUCGGCAAGGAGACGUUCUAUGACGUUUACCGAAGGAAACGAUCUGAAAGGCAAUACGAGGCAAGGAUGGAAAAGAGCGAAUCUUAGCUGAAGGGCUCCAAGGGACACAUCUCAGUGUUUGCGCUUCUGUGAAAGAAGCACUGCUGGCGAUGUGGUGGGAAGGGGUCUGUGCACGAGGAGCUGCUGACCGGCACUCCUGGGUGCUGUGAGCACGUUGUUCUUCACUCCUGUAUCUUUACUGUUUUGUAUUCAAUCAAAUGCAUUGGGUUUAGGCCUUUGCCACCUAUUGAAUGGUUGGUACUGCUAAAUAAACUGAACUGAGCACA